GGCUCGGAGGCCGGAAGCGUUGCUACGGAGCCGCAGGGUAACCCGCGCCGAGGCCCUUCCUGGUUCCCCGCGGAGGCCGCUCCGCCAGCGCCGACAUGGCCAAGUGGGGCCAGGGGGACCCGUGCUGGAUCGUGGAGGAGCGGGAGGACGGGACCAACGUGAACAACUGGCAUUGGACAGAGCGGGAUGCCACUAGCUGGUCCAAGGGGAAACUCCAUGACCUCCUGGUGGGCAUUGUCGUGGAGAAUGAGACUGGCCUUGGUGAGAUCAGCGAGCUGAAGCAGGUGGAAGGGGAGGCUUCUUGCAGCAGCCGCAAAGGAAAGCUGACUUUCUUCUAUGAGUGGAACAUCAGAUUGAGCUGGAAAGGUAUAAUUAAAGAAUCUGGUGCAGAGCACAAGGGAUUGAUUGAAAUACCCAGCCUUUCUGAAGAAAAUGAAGUAGAUGACACCGAGGUGAAUGUGAGUAAAAGGAAAGGAGAUGGGGAUAUAUUGAAGGAUCUUAUGAAAACUGCAGGCACCGCCAAGGUCAGGGAGGCCCUUGGAGAUUACCUGAAGGCACUUAAGACGGAAUUUACAGUAGGAAUGAUUUUACCAACGAAAGCUAUGGCAACCCAGGAAUUGACAGCUAAAAGGAAACUGAGUGAGAAGGCCUUGCAGGCUUCCUCUCCAGCGGGGUUGGGUGUAAGGAUCCCCACGGUGGCACUGCACAGAACAGAACUGUUUGACACAACUGCCGAGCAGCUGUACUGCAUCUUCACUGUGAAGGAUUUGGUACAGAAAUUUUCUAAAUCUCCUGCUAUAUUAGAAGCUGAAAAAGGAGGGCGAUUCCAAAUGUUUGAUGGGAACAUCACUGGUGAAUAUGUAGAACUGUUGACAAAUAAAAAGAUCGUCAUGAAAUGGAGAUACAGGAACUGGCCAGAAGAACACUAUGCGACAGUUGCACUGAAUUUUGUGCCUACUCCAGGGCAAACGGAAUUGCAGUUGGACUGUAAAGGAGUUCCUGUCUGUAAAGGGGGCAUGAAAUUCUGUUGGCAGAAGCAGCAUUUUGAAGAAAUAAAAGGUUUACUGCAGCUGACCACCCUAAAUGGUUGAAUUAGUUAGAUUUUAUAAGGGCAUUAUUUUUUGUAAGCAGAUAGUGUCAAGCUUACCUCUUCCCUAUUAAUCCUUUUAAAAAAGAAAACACCCUAAUUUAUUUUGGAUGAAAUCCAUGACCUCUUACAGAAUUCAAAGCACUGCCGAAUCUUUACUACAACUGGAGCCUCACUGGGUUAAAAGUAACAAGCAACCUGGAAAUUAGGUGUUAUCCUUACCUCCCAUAGAUGCUCCUCGGGGAACAGAUUGAGCCUCUGAGUACAAAAACUUGAAGUUGCCCACCAAAGCUUGUCCUGGCAAGCCACUUGCAGCUGUAGUUUUAGUUCAAGAAGGCCAAAAAUAAAUGGCAUGUCAAUACCGUUCCUUUAUUUUACUUCAGCGUUUUUAAGGUCUGUAGCUCUUAGCAGCCAUGUUGUGUUCAGAAGCAUGUUGGAGUGAGAUGCCUCAGGCCUUGUCAGCAGGCUGCUCCCUGCGGCGGUUACACACUCCAGGCAGAGGACCAACAGGCCGCUGGGCAGCUUCCGUUCUGGACCGCCGCCACCACUAAGGAAAUAGAAUAUAACGGAGGAGUGCUUCCUUCCUGCUCACAGUGUCAUUACUUUCAUCUGAGAAGACUAAAGCAAUGUUAAAUGUAAACAAAUGAAAAGUCAUCACAAUCAGUUUAAUUAAGUGCACAGAAUAGCAGUCAGUCAUGUCAAUAAAAAUAAAACAAUUAUUUUUA
Messenger RNA from Suricata suricatta (meerkat), 1812 nucleotides. RefSeq names its product activator of 90 kDa heat shock protein ATPase homolog 2-like. Lineage: Eukaryota; Metazoa; Chordata; Mammalia; Carnivora; Herpestidae. The record is from RefSeq and is a predicted model, not a curated record. The coding region runs from base 96 to 1091 and encodes 331 amino acids. Gene Ontology annotation, molecular function: ATPase activator activity; protein-folding chaperone binding. The transcript has 9 exons. Gene Ontology annotation, biological process: positive regulation of ATP-dependent activity; protein folding. Gene Ontology annotation, cellular component: cytosol.